Molecule: messenger RNA, 2411 nt
Organism: Mercenaria mercenaria
Lineage: Eukaryota; Metazoa; Mollusca; Bivalvia; Venerida; Veneridae
Product: ficolin-2-like
Exons: 1
Source: RefSeq, a predicted model, not a curated record
ACUGUUGUCAAUAUUCAUAAUGGAUACAACGAAAAAAAAGACAAUGAAACGGAUCAUAUUACUACGGCAUUUCACGGAAACCGUCUUUUGGACUUAAUUGGUAACUUAACGUCAAAGUUGGUUGGAUAUGAAGCACGAUUUGAAAACUUGAAGGAUAAAAUAGAAAAUGUAACGGUAAAGUUGGACAUUUGUGAAGCUAAACUAGAUCAGAUUUUGGAGUCAAUAGGCGACAACGCGAGACCCAGGGACUGUAAUGAAGUUCAAAACCUCGGAUACACGAAAACAGGCGUUUAUACUAUCUACCCUAAACCUGGUGUUAAAGGCUUUAAAGUUAGGUGUGAUAUGGAUACUACGACCGGUGGAUGGACGGUCAUACAACGCAGAGUGUCGGCGAGUGAUUUCUACAAAACUUGGAAUGAAUACAAAUCUGGUUUUGGAGAUGUAAACGGGAACUAUUGGCUUGGAAACCAAGGAAUACACAUGAUUACUUCUCAAGGCAAAUACAAGUUACGUGUGGACUUGACCAGUAUGGAAAACGAGAAGGCAUAUGCAGAGUACGAGUCAUUUUCGCUCGGUGAUGCAAAGUCCAAUUACAAGAUAUCUUUUGGUAGUUACUCUGGGAACGCUGGAGACAGUUUAAGAAGGCACAACAACAAAAUGUUUUCAACAAAAGAUAGGAACAACGAUAAAGCCGGAAAAACAAACUGUGCUCAGGAGUACAUCGGCGCUUGGUGGUACACCCAAUGUCAUGACGCUAAUCUAAACGGGGAUUAUGGUAACAAAGCAUACGCAAAAGGUCCGGUUUGGCAACAUUGGAAAGGUGACUAUGCUCCUCUCAAGGCAACAGAAAUGAAAAUAAGGCCUAUGUGACGGUCCCAGUGAGGUGUUCUAGAGAUAUAUAUUUCAGAAUUUUUUAGAAAUGACCCAAUCAUCCGGAACAGUUUGCAUGAUUUGAUACAGUUUAAAGAAAUAAACUGAUGUUUCAUCUAACUCUCAUUCGUUCAAUCUAUUGUUCAAAUUAAAUUAUGUUUGUUCUCAUUAUUAAAAUAUAUUCUGUCGUUUGUCUUGCGAAUGAAUGAAAACUAUAUUAAUGUAAGUAAUUUGAAUAUCAUAUUUGUUUUUAUAGGUUUAUUCAAUUGUACUUUAUAUCGCAUUUGUAUAAUUCUUAAUUAAUUGUCGCAAGAUUAAUCAUGGUUAACAUUUUCUUAUGUUGUAUAUAUUCUGUUAAUGUGUCUGGAUAGGAUGUAUUAAUUAUAUAAUUUUUAAUGAAACUUUGCAAAGUAUUGCUAAUACAUUAUGUAUCUUUUUAUUGUUUUUCUUUUCACUGCAGUGAAACGUACCUUAUAAUUUUUCAUCUGAAAACUGUAUGAGAUUUAUAACGAUAGCAACCUACCUGUUGGUAUAUGCGUUUAACCACCUCGGAGAGACGCCAUCCGGCUAAUUAAUAGUAAUACUGGAAAAAAGCAAUAUUUCGAAAUUAUCGGGGACUGCGAGUCGUGCACGGCUCGAAAAGCUAAAUAUUCAGGUUUUAUAUCUUCGCUGUUGCAGUAAUAGUAACAUUAUUCAUUUUUCUUUUUAAAUAAGACUCCAUUCUGGCAAGGAUAUUCAAAAUUUAAUAAUUUGUAGUAUACAAGUGGAGAAUGUUGUCUAAAGAAGAUGGAAUGUAAAAUCAAUCAUCAACCAAAAUGGUUUGAUGAAAAAUGUGAAUCAUUGAAAUAUAUGAGAAAUAGCAAACUUCGCACAUUCAGAAGAAAUAGAACUGAAGAUAAUUUAAAUGAUUACAUUAUGACAAAAAAAUACAUAUAAAUAAACCUGCAACUCAAAACGGGACCAGUUUUUAAAUAAACAGCUAGACGAACUCAUCGAUAAAUCAGAUAGUCCGAAAUCGAUUUGGAAAAGAUUAAAAAUCAUGUGUGCUAAAAAAGUAACGGGGUUAAAUGCCAUUACAAAGAAUGAAUGGCAAAAUUGAAAUUUAUGUUAAUAUUCUUCACAGUAUAAAUAUUCUUCAUAGUAUAAUAAAGUACAUAUAUUUGUAUGAAUAUUUAUAUGUAAGUACCAUAUGUACAUGUUACAAGAUUUGAAAUAUUGCUACUAUGUUUAACAACUGAAUCGAAAUAUAUCAAGAGAUUACACACAUACAUGUAUAGGUUCUGCAUAGUUAUACUCAUAUAACAUGUCAUUGUAUUUAAGGUUCCAAAGAAGCUUUAGUGACAUUAUACUAUUGUAUAUAUGUAUUGUAUAUAUGUUGUACACAAUAAGUACUUUGAUUAAUUCCACUUUGGUUUCCAGUCAUUGUCAUUGUGAUGUAUCAUGUGCAAAUAACUGUUGAUAUGGGCCGGUGGCCAACAUAGAUAAAAUCAUUGUCAUUGUCAUUGUCAAAUUAUAUAUUAAAUACACGCAUUAAGGCAUAA